Molecule: messenger RNA, 896 nt
Organism: Lipotes vexillifer (Yangtze River dolphin)
Lineage: Eukaryota; Metazoa; Chordata; Mammalia; Artiodactyla; Lipotidae
Gene: NFU1
Product: NFU1 iron-sulfur cluster scaffold
Exons: 8
Coding region: 17-778 (253 amino acids)
Biological process (GO): iron-sulfur cluster assembly
Cellular component (GO): mitochondrion
Molecular function (GO): iron ion binding; iron-sulfur cluster binding
Source: RefSeq, a predicted model, not a curated record
GCGCACUCGGACCAAGAUGGCGGCGGCGGCCCUCCUGGGCUGGGGAGCUGCGGCGGCUGCCGCGGGGCUGCGGAGGCGAUUCUGUCAUAUGAUGAAUCCAUAUACCAUUAAGAAACAGCAUCUGCAUCAGUUUGUCCAGAGACCACUUUUCCCACUCCCUGCAACCUUAUGUAACACAGUGAGAUACAUGUUUAUUCAAACACAAGAUACCCCAAAUCCCAACAGUUUAAAGUUUAUUCCAGGAAAACCAGUUCUUGAGACAAGGACCAUGGAUUUUCCCACACCAGCUACAGCAUUUCGCUCCCCUCUGGCUAGACAGUUAUUUAGGAUUGAAGGAGUAAAAAGUGUCUUCUUUGGACCAGAUUUCAUCACUGUCACAAAGGGAAAUGAAGAGUUAGACUGGAAUUUAUUGAAACCAGAUAUCUAUGCUACAAUUAUGGAUUUCUUUGCAUCUGGCUUACCUUUAGUUACUGAGGAAACACCUUCAGGAGAAGCAGGAUCUGAAGAUGAUGAUGAAGUUGUGGCAAUGAUUAAGGAAUUGUUAGAUACUAGAAUACGGCCAACUGUGCAGGAAGAUGGAGGAGAUGUAAUCUAUAAAGGCUUUGAAGAUGGCAUUGUACAGCUGAAACUCCAAGGUUCUUGUACCAGCUGCCCCAGUUCAAUCAUUACUCUGAAAAAUGGAAUUCAGAACAUGCUGCAGUUUUAUAUUCCAGAAGUAGAAGGUGUAGAACAGGUUAUGGAUGAUGAAUCAGAUGAAAAAGAAGCAAACUCACCUUAAAUUAAUUUGAGUUUUCUUUGGGCCUACCAGUUGGACUUGAUGAUAUAUAUACUAAGCUUUUAUUACUAAUCUGCUAAGGAACUUGAGGAUUAAUAAAAUAUACCCUUUCUUCAGAGAA